Ictidomys tridecemlineatus (thirteen-lined ground squirrel) is the source of this 590-nucleotide messenger RNA. The record is from RefSeq and is a predicted model, not a curated record. Lineage: Eukaryota; Metazoa; Chordata; Mammalia; Rodentia; Sciuridae.
AUGUCCUACCUCAUCUUGGGCCCAGGAGCCUCCAACAACCUCUCCCCCAAGAGGGAACCCGCUCACCGCCCCCCUGUGGGCGUGGCCAGAACAAGCCCCUCCCACACCUGCUCCCGCACCUGCGGGCGGCCUCGUGGACCCACCCGGGGCUGCCAGGAACCGUCCCGCUCAGGAAGUCGCCUUCCGGCCCCGGCUCAGCCCACGGCAGGCCCCAGGCCCCAGGGUCGCCACCGCCACCGCCUGUCCCACUGGCUGCAGAGGCUGCAGCAGGCCCCCGAGAAGGUGAGUGGGUGGCAGAAGACGGAGGUGGAGCAGCUGGGCCUGGCCACGGCAGCCACUGAGCCCCUGUCCCCACAGGAGUCCCCCGCCUGCCUCCAGGCCUCCGUCACCUUCAACCUCCUCCGCCUCCUGGUGCGCGAUCUGAAGUGUGUGGCCAGUGGACACCUGUGCGUCUGACCCACACCCUGCUGCAUGUCCCCGCCACUUAGAUAUCAUGAGGCCCUUCCAUCGCGGCCUCCAGAGGUAUUUGGUUGUAAAGUCCCCAAAAGAUGUUUAUUCUUGUGAUUUUUAUGCACUUUGUGGAAAAUAAA